GUAAGGGACGAUUUUAGUUUUUGUAAACAGUGAUUCUUUCGACCCAAUUAAUCAAAUAUCCCAUGUCUUAAACCCUUUGUAAGCCCUUCUACACACUGAGACGAGUUUCCCACAGCAGCAGCCAUGGCGCUUCUUGGCCACCGCUGCGCCUCCUUCACGCGUCGCAUGUCCACCAGUGUGAGCGCUCCCCUAUUAUGGAAGGCAGAAAACGAUGCCGUAACGACAGUCCAACUGCUGUCGUGGGGCAGAGGCGCCUCCGGUCAACUGGGCGGUGGGAUAGAAGAAAUGAGGCUGUACCCCUCCCCUGUUGCCACUCUCCACCUCCCUCCCUCCUUCAACCUCUGCCCGAUCCCAGGUCGCCUCUGCCUUCCUUCGGUUGAGAAUGCAAGUGGACUGACGGAGGUGGGCAUAUCAUGUGGCCUUUUCCACUCCUCAUUGGUGGUUGAUGGCAAGUUGUGGAUUUGGGGCAAAGGCGAUGGUGGACGCUUGGGCUUUGGUCACGAGUACCCUGCUUUUCUGCCUACGCUUAAUCCCAAUUUGGAUUCAAUUCGUUCUACUGCUCUUGGUGGCGUUCAUUCGGUGGCUCUCAGCUCGCUUGGCCAAGUUUUUACAUGGGGCUAUGGUGGAUUUGGCGCUCUUGGGCAUUCUGUUUAUCAUAGGGAACUUCUCCCUAGAAUGGUGGAAGGCUCUUGGAAUGCCAAAAUACGGCAUAUUGCAACUGCUGGGACACAUACUGCUGCUAUCACUGAAUCAGGUGAACUUUAUACUUGGGGUCGAGAUCAAGGGGAUGGUAGACUGGGCCUUGGUCCUAACUGUGGUCCAAAUGAGGGAGGUGGACUUAGUAUCCCUUCCAAAGUGAAAGCAUUACCUGUGCCUGUAGCUGCUGUUUCCUGUGGUGGUUUUUUCACAAUGGUGCUGACUCAGGAGGGCCAACUUUGGAACUGGGGAGCAAACUCCAACUAUGAGCUUGGAAGAGGUGAUAAGGUUGGAGGUUGGAAACCACAACCAAUUCCUAGCCUGCAGGAUGUUCGUAUCAUCCAGAUAGCUAGUGGUGGAUAUCACUCUCUUGCAUUAACAGAUGAUGGCAAAGUACUUUCAUGGGGUUAUGGUCAACAUGGUCAGCUGGGUCAUUCCUCCAUCGAAAAUCAGAAAAUACCUACAGUAAUUGAGGCUUUAGCUGAUGAGCAUGUCAUCUAUAUUGCUUGUGGAGGUUCAUCUUCAGCAGCUAUAACAGAUAACGGGAAGCUGUACAUGUGGGGAAAUGCCAAGGACUCUCAAUUAGGCGUUCCUGGGCUGCCAGAGACACAACCAUUGCCUGUUGAAGUAAAGUUUCUUAUGGAGGAUGAUAGAUUGGGACCACACAAUGUGCUAUCUGUUGCAGUUGGUGCAUCUCAUGCCAUGUGCUUGGUUUCAAGGUCAGGUUGUUAAAGAUCAGCUUGUUAAAGAUCAGCUUGUGGUUUAAGCUCCAUCACAAGAAGAGUCAGCAGACAUGGAUGAACCUUGUAGCUUGAAAUGACAUUAAAAUGGAUGCAUAGCAGACGGAGGGUGAGCCGAUUCAGGAAUUCUAUGCAGAUAGAAAAAAUACUGCAACAACAGUUAGUGGCACACAAGGAUUCCUGGCAGGUAGCAAGUUACUGUUGCCGCUCAUGGUGUGACUUAUGCAUCUUGUGAUCACCGUACUUUUCAUCUUUGUAUCUUAACACAGCAAAUAUUUUUGGCAAUCAGAUGUCAUUUAACAAGAAUUAUUAUUAUAGUUCAUGACUCAUGAGAGUUCCCAA
Vitis riparia (riverbank grape) is the source of this 1778-nucleotide messenger RNA. Its product is annotated as RCC1 domain-containing protein RUG3, mitochondrial. The coding region runs from base 124 to 1428 and encodes 434 amino acids. NCBI's taxonomy places the organism in Eukaryota, Viridiplantae, Streptophyta, Magnoliopsida, Vitales, Vitaceae. The transcript is spliced from 6 exons. The record is from RefSeq and is a predicted model, not a curated record.